AUGUGCUCUACCCCCGUCACUCUCGACAAUGUCGCCCAACUCCUCGAAGAUGAUACCCGCGUCAAACUGGCUGGCGUCGACGUUGACGGCAUGCUGCGCGGUAAACUAAUCUGCAAGAAGAAAUUCCUCUCCACUGUCGCUGAUGGGUUUGGUUUUUGCUCCGUGGUGUUUGGCUGGGAUAUGCACGACCGAACUUAUUACAAGGAGUUGGCCAUCAGCAACAAGGACAACGGAUACCGCGAUCUCGUUGCCGUCCCGGAUUUGAGCAGCUUUCGCCGGAUUCCCUGGGAGAAUAACGUGCCCUUCUUCCUCGUCAGUUUCCUCGACCCCGACACGCGACAGCCAGUGUGCGCAUGCCCACGUGGUUUGCUGCGAACGGCGCUGCGCAAGGCGGAAGCGGCGGGAUACAGGGCCAUGGCUGGUGCCGAAUAUGAGUUCUACCAGUUCCGCGUCCCUCAAGAAUACUCCUCCCCCGAGCGCAGCGCUUCCUCCACGGUUGCCUUCCUCAAAGACAACCCCGUCGAGUCGCUGCCGUCUCUGACGGAAGGGAUGUUUGCAUACAGCCUGACCCGCCCGAUCCAUAACCAGGACUACUACUAUGGUGUGUUCGAUGCCUGCGAACAGUUCAAUUGCGAAAUCGAGGGAUGGCACACGGAGAGCGGACCCGGGGUUUUCGAGGCUGCAUUACAAUUCGGGGAGGCCAAGGAGAUGGCCGAUAAAGCGGGACUUUUCAAAUUCGUUGUCAAAUCGAUUGGCACCAAGCACGGAAUUACUCCCACCUUCAUGGCCAAGCCGCGCGAAGGUCUGCCCGGCAACAGCGGCCACAUGCAUAUCUCACUGGUAACCAGCGACGGUCAGAAUGCCUUCCUCCGCAGCAACCCCGACCCAUCACCGCCGUACGCGGACGUGGCACAUCUGUCCGACUUGGGUCGACAUUUCCUGGCUGGGGUGUUGACUGGUCUACCGGAUAUUAUGCCGCUGUUUGCCCCAACGGUCAACUCCUACAAGCGUCUCGUAGAGAACUUUUGGGCCCCUGUGACGGUGUCCUGGGGAUUGGAACACCGCGCCGCGUCUAUCCGAGUCAUCAGCCCGCCUACAGCCAGCCCCAAGGCUACGCGGUUGGAGGUGCGCGUGCCCGGCGCGGACGCCAAUCCGCAUUUCGUUCUGGCAGCGGUGGUUGCGUUGGGAUGGCGCGGGGUAGAAAAGAAGCUGGCGAUUCCGGUUCCCCCACUAAGCAAGGGCGAGGAGAUGGGGGCGACCGCCGCCUUUAUGCGUCCGGAUAGUGUUGCGCGGGAGGUGUUUGGGGAUGCAUUCGUGGAUCAUUUUGGGGGCACCCGCGAGCACGAAGCGCGUCUCUGGGAGGAUGCGGUUACUGACUGGGAGGUGCGACGAUACAUCGAAACGGUCUAG
This is a messenger RNA of Aspergillus tanneri, 1410 nucleotides long. Its product is annotated as glutamine synthetase family protein. The transcript is spliced from 6 exons. Bases 1 to 1410 code for a protein of 469 amino acids. The record is from RefSeq and is a predicted model, not a curated record. Gene Ontology annotation, molecular function: glutamine synthetase activity. NCBI's taxonomy places the organism in Eukaryota, Fungi, Ascomycota, Eurotiomycetes, Eurotiales, Aspergillaceae.